AUGAGCUCCCUCGAUGAUGCAAACCCCGUCGAACGGGAAAACGCCGAGUCACCUCGCAUCCUGUCCCAGUCGGUCCUUGAUUGGGCGUCGCCCGAUGAGGAGCGUGACAAUCCUGUCAAACUCGAUGGAUCCGGUCAUCCUCUUGCAAGCUUCAGCGAGCUGCGCACCCAGGAAGCCAACAAGAAGCCCGGUAACUGGACCGUCAACCAUGCGAUUCAUGUGGCCAGGUGGGAAUCUUACCAGGCCGGGAACAUGAAGGCUUUCCAACCGUCGUCGCGCGACUGGCUACUUCUUUACACUAUCUCAAAAUUGAAGGUGAUGCACCAAAUACACUAUUGCGCCAAACGUGGGCUUCAUGCUGGCUUCGCGGAAGCGUCUGCCAAGCUCAUUUCUGAACUAGAUAAUGCGGCCUGUCGCGCUGUCAUUGCCCUUCAAAAUGGAGGAUACAGUAUUUUUGAAGGAAUCAAAGCCCAUUGGGAUGAGAACUUUCCCGAGAAGCACGACUUUCUGGCUGCUCAGUUUUCUACGCCUACAGGGGUUCUUCCGAACAGUUUGAAGAAAAAUCUCAAAAAACUAGGUUGCAGCAACUAUUUGGAGUUUGACAAAAAGGCUCCUCCAUCCAUUACAAAAGAAGCCGCUCAGAAGCCGGCCGCUGAGGCGGACAACGAGGCAGAGACCUAUGUUACCCGAAUUGUCAAUGCUUCGCUCUCCAAGCAGAUGAAACUCAAAAACAGCUCCGUGCAAAUGAUUCUCAACGAAGCGAUUGAACAGAGGUGCCAAGAGUCGAUUGCAUCUUCUGUGGAGAAGAAGCGAAAGCGCGACGACACUAUCGAAGGCCGCAUCGCCGCUCUCGAGAAGCAGCGCAAGUUCGAUUACAGCACCAUCGAAAGUCGUGUCGAAGCCGCCGUUCAGGGACAGGCAGCCCCAUACGAAGCGCUCCUAGAUGAUCACAUGGAGAUCUUAGACCAUCUUGUCCAGGGUCUCACCAACUUUGAAGGCUUGGCCGGCAAGGUCAAGCGCCUCAAAGAGAGGCGUGCCCGGUUGAAGCCUGCCACUACUCAGGUGCCCGUCUUUCCACAGGGCGAGGACGUGGGCAACCACACUGAGUGA
Messenger RNA from Akanthomyces muscarius, 1110 nucleotides. RefSeq lists its product as uncharacterized. The transcript has 2 exons. Lineage: Eukaryota; Fungi; Ascomycota; Sordariomycetes; Hypocreales; Cordycipitaceae. The record is from RefSeq and is a predicted model, not a curated record. The coding region runs from base 1 to 1110 and encodes 369 amino acids.